This is a messenger RNA of Fraxinus pennsylvanica, 354 nucleotides long. Lineage: Eukaryota; Viridiplantae; Streptophyta; Magnoliopsida; Lamiales; Oleaceae. The record is from the annotation of a GenBank genome assembly.
AUGGAAAUGGAAACUGAUGAAACUGGAGAUCCGACUCUUAGCAAUGAAUGCAAUGGAGAUGAAGUUCUAAAGGCAGAAGGUGGUGCCAAGGUCCAGAAGUUCACAGAGUGGGCUCUUAAAUGUACAAGUGUCCACUCUCAUUGCCAGGAAAAUAGAGAUGAAGUGGGCUGCAACUCUGCCACCGCGAUUCAGCUACAUCUAUCUGCUUUUCAGGCCAUUGUAGUUCUUGCUGGCAACCAUCUUACAAGGAAAGAUUUUACUGAAACAAUUGAUGCAGAAUGUUUCCGUUCUGCACUCUUCUUUAGUUCCAUUGAUCAUGAUUGGGCAUCUGGUAUAUCAGCCACUUCUAUCUAA